UCACAAGGGACAUCGAACGACUGGAGUCCUAGGCGAGGAGCAUGGACCCUUCGCGCGCGGGAGGCGCCGCUUAUCACCUAGAGGGAGGCGUCCCUCCCCCGCCCUCUCGGGUCUGAGGCCCGAGGAUGGGAGGGCGGCUGUGGAACCGGAACCGCCUGCCUGUCACCUGACCGAAGCCUAGAGGCCCCUGUGACUUAGAUCCUAACACAGAGAUGGAGAUAUCAAGCUCAUCUUCUACCAUCUCUGAGCAGCAGCUUCGGAGGCAAGAGGGACUGAGCAACACCAAAACAGACGUGGCCAAGCAGAGUCUCAUCUCAUCCAAGGAAUGGCUCCAACUGCAUGGGCUAAAGAGCAACAAAUUGAACUUGAAACAGAUUUUGUCACAAAUUGGAUUUCCACACUGUGAAGAUUAUGUGACUUCUCUGGGGAGAUUUGUGGCUUCCCGGUAUGCCGACGGACUAUUUCCACGGGUCUACAGACCAGAAGAUGGCACAGCAUACAAUCUAACAGCUAAAUCAGAACUGAUCUAUCAAUUUGUGGAACAUUUAAAGCAAGCGGUGGAGAGCUAUGAGCAGCGGAUAAACUGGCUCACCAGCAAAAGCCGGCAGAUUUUUGGUGUCAUCUUGGAGCAGUGCAUCACCAUAGUGCUGGAUUUUGGUGACAUGCGGGAGGAGGAGCUCAGUCUGUGCCAAGAUGCUCUAAUAAUGGUCCUCGAGGAGCAGGUGGCUCACAUAGCCAAGUUCAAUAUCAUAUGGGCGUCUCGAGAGCCUGUGAAAUGGCAGGAGAAUGCUGCUCCUGUGACGGAACAAUCCAUAGCUGCCGCCAUCAGUUGGCUUGAGAAACUGACCUUCGAGCAGGCUCCGAGCCAGGCUAGCCGCCUGGACGCUCUGCAGGAAGCUGGGAAAGACAGAACUAUUGAAUCAGUGUACUACUUUGUGGUGGGGGACAUUCCUGAGGAGUCCAAGCAGCUGCUCCUCCAGAGGGUGUUGGAGAUGCCAUGUCCUGUCUGCACCGUGUCCUUCAACGCCAGGGGAGAAGGCACCGUGGCUUUCUUAAAGGACCUGAGUGCCAAGGCCCACAGCAGGUUCCAUGCGUUUGCAGAGAGAACAGAGUAUGUGGAAUUUCCUGCAUCCUCCUUAAAGGAUCGUGACAGCGUAGUGACUAGGAAUUCAAGGAAACUGAAAGGAAAACCCCCUCCAGGAGCCGGGGUCCGAGAGGACGUGUUUCUCAUUUGGAGGGAGAUGGAGGAAGCCUACAGCACGCUGGCCCAGAUCCAGAGGCUGGUGGCCGAGCCCUCCAAGUCUGAUGUGGCCGCAACGGAGAGCGAGUCAGGAACAACCUCUGUUGGAAGUGAACCAAAUCCAGAAGACAUGUGGGACUCUAAGAAGUGGCUGCAGAAAUAUGGCUUAAACGCCCAAAAGCUGUCAUUUUAUGAUGUCCUUGCUGACUGCUCCUUUCGCCAUGCUGAUGGAGUCGUUGAUAUAAAAGCCAAACCCGAGAACGAGUCCAUACAGACUAGUGCGGAGACCAACAGGAAGACAGUCCAUGCGAAAUACUGUAGCAGAUUUGUCCAUGCUCCCUGGAAGGAUGGGAGCUUGGUCCAUGUCUGCAUUACCAAGGAGAAGUGCACGUGGUACACCGAGAGAAUCCAUGCGGUCCUGGCCCAGAUCCGGCGCAGGAUUGAGUGGCUCCAGGCUGGGAGUCGAAUCCUCUUUGGGAAAGUGUAUAAGGACUGCGUCUACAUCCUCAUUGAUACGUCUCACUCGAUGAAGGGCAAACUGGACUUGGUGAAGGACAAGAUCAUCCGGUUUAUGCAGGAACAGCUGAAAUUUAAAAGGAAAUUCAAUUUUGUGCAGUUUGAUGCCCAAGCAGUUGCUUGGCGGGAAAAACUUGUUGAAAUCAAUGAAGAUACUUUGCAAGGGGCUGAGUCCUGGGUUAGAGACAUGAAGGUCGGGAGUUCCACAAACACUCUGCAUGCCUUGCAAAUUGCUUUUGCUGAUAAAGAAACACAAGCAAUCUACCUUUUGACAGACGGGAGACCUGACCAGCCACCUGAAAUGGUUAUAGACCAAGUAAAAGUUUUUCAGAAAAUUCCUAUUUAUACCAUUUCCUUCAAUUACAAUGAUAAGAUGGCGAAUGACUUUUUGAAAGAACUUGCUUCUUUAACUGGAGGAGAGUUCCAUUCUUACAAAGUGGGCUGCAAGGAUCCCUUUCCUCCAGAGGCUGUUCAGGAUGAAGAUCUCACUGUUUUAAUUAAGGAAAUGGAACAGGGACGCAAUGAUUUGGAGAAGAUGCAAAACCUGUAUUCCGAGUCCUUGAUCAUGGACUGGUGGUACAACGCCGAAAAGGAAGGCGACAAGCAUCAAAAAGAAAUCUGUUCCUUGGUUUCAACCCCAGAAAAAUGUGCAAAUCCUCACUCUGAUGUUGAAGCAACCUGGGUGUCCUCCCUAAAUAUGUCGAAAGCACCAGAAGACCUUUCACAUCAACAGAUUCAGAAAAAGAAACUCCUCCAUGCAGAAUCGACCAAAACCAGCCUGCUCAGAAGCCAGAUGUGCACCCUCAAGAGCUCAGCUUGCAGCAAGAAGACGGACGACCUUCCCACUCCCAGCAGCUGGAAGCCUCCCGGUGACAGAGAACUGAGCAUCCUGCUGACGAACGAGUAUCUAGACGACAUAUCAUUAGAAAGACCGGCUCUUGAAGGAAGCUUCGUUUAUGACCAAGAUUUUUCAGGUUUAGCUUCAGAAAACUGGCUCAAGACCCAUGGCUUGGUUGCCAGGAAACUCACCAUCAUGGACGCCUUGUCGGUGACAGCCGUCCCGCACAGCCCCACCUACAUUCCCAUCCUGGGCAAGCAUGUGACUUCCAAGGUCUUUGAUGAGGUAUUCCCUCUGGCACACGUGUGCAGCGACACGAACAAGAUGACAUUAAUUAACCCCCAAGGAGUCAAGCUCAACAUCUACAAGCAAAAGGUGGAGCAGGCAAUCAAGUCCUAUGAAAAGCGCUUGAACAAAAUUGUUUGGCGAGCAUUAUCUCAAGAGGAAAAAGAAAAGCUAGAUGCAAACAAACCAAUGCGAUACUUGGAAAACAAGGCAGCUUUAAAUGAGGCGUUAGAACGGCUGAAUUGGCCCAUUUCACUGAAAGAGCUGUCGAUGCUGGAGAAUGAAAUCCUAGCUGGGAAGAUGUACAUCCAGCAGGCCAUGGAGCUGCAGGAGGCCGCCAUGAAGGAGGACAGUGUGAGCAGGGCACCUGCCGAGCCACAGAAAUUUCAAGGAAAUUCAACAAAGAAAAUCAAAUCCAAAAAAUUGCAUCACCUCAAAGGCCAGAGGGUUAUUGCAAGAUGUGACGCAAAUGGCUUUUAUUUCCCAGGGGUCGUGAAGAAGUGCAUAAGCCCCACCCAUGCACUGGUGGACUUCAGGUACGGAGACACCAAGGUUGUGCCUACCUCCUUCAUCACGCCUGUGGGGGGCGCCAUGCCCUGCCCGCUGCUCCAGGUUGGAGAUUAUGUAUUUGCCAAGAUUGUGACACCCAAUGGGUUUGACUUCUAUGUCCCUGCCAUUGUCAUAGCACUUCCGAAUCAGGAUGUGGCCGAAGAUAAACUCUACACGGUUUUGAAGUGUAACAACCGGAGAGAAUUUUGCCCACGAAAUGCACUUAUAAAGAUCAGCCAGAACAAGUAUGCUCUCUCUUGCUCUCAUAUAAAGUCACCCCCAAUUCAGGAGGACCCCAAAGUGGAAGAUGUGGGCAUGAAGAACUCAAGUUUACUCACAUGGCCAGUCAGAGAAGCUGGCACCACCGACCUCAGGGAGCUGAGACAGGAGAACCUUAGGAGAAAGAAAAAGAAGCCUGCCAAGAGGCUGCCUCUGCAGGAGGUGGUGUCCUCGGAUUCAGACGACCCUUCCCAUGGCAACAGAGAAGGGUCGAGGCGCAGGGUUUAGGAGUCAGCCAGCAGAGUCAUCGCUGCCUCACCUCCACCUGAGCAGCCCCGCCCUGCACUCAUAGAGCCUCCCACAGCAACAAAGGGCUGAGGAUUGUCGCCAGGAGACCUUAAAGCAGUCUAGUAGCAGCUAUGGUUAAGAGAGCCAGCGUUCCUCCAGGGCCGCCCAGACCUCAGCCCUGACACUGUGGACCUAGCCCCUCUGCUGAGUCUGUUGUAGGUACCCUCUAAUUGAGCGUGGACCCAGAAUAAAAACUCUUACAUUGGAAACAUUUCAAAGUUA
Eptesicus fuscus (big brown bat) is the source of this 4217-nucleotide messenger RNA. RefSeq names its product von Willebrand factor A domain containing 3B (gene VWA3B). The record is from RefSeq and is a predicted model, not a curated record. The coding region runs from base 213 to 3935 and encodes 1240 amino acids. The transcript has 29 exons. Lineage: Eukaryota; Metazoa; Chordata; Mammalia; Chiroptera; Vespertilionidae.